UAUUAUUCAGAGUCAAUCGCUGUUCAACAGGUGGCUUUGUCGAGUUAGUACUUGGAAUAGCGUAGCUGUGAUUUAGUUGUCUUACUCUUUUAAUCGACGCUUAAAAACAAACAAACUGCCAGCUUUAAAGCAUCAAAACGUCGGAAUGGUAAACUUUUUAUAACACGUGGAAAUUUUUAGACCUUACAAGUUUUUUGUUUUUUCCCAGAGAAUCGCACCGACCUACUGUAUGCAGUAGCAUGCGGCAAUAAGCUGCACUUGCGCCCUGUUUGUUUGCUUUCGGCUGAUCCUUCGGCUACUUUUCGACUCGAACCAGCUUCCUGUGGAAGAUCAGAAUGAUGUACAGCAUGAUGGAGCACGAACUUAAGACCCAGCCGGGUCAGCAGAAUCCUCACCCGAACGGCCAGAUCAUGUCGCAACACGGCGGCUCCGGAAACAUGCCCCAGGCGGCUCCGAAAAGCGCGUGCGCUUCCGGCGCGGACCCCAUGGACAAAGUGAAGCGGCCCAUGAACGCGUUUAUGGUGUGGUCCCGAGCUCAGAGGCGCAAGAUGGCCCAGGAGAAUCCAAAGAUGCACAACUCGGAGAUCAGUAAGCGCCUGGGCGCCGAGUGGAAACUGCUGAGCGACGCCGAAAAGCGGCCGUUCAUUGACGAAGCCAAGCGUCUGCGCGCCGCGCACAUGAAGGAGUACCCUGAUUACAAGUACAAGCCUCGGCGGAAGAGCAAGCCGCCGGUGAAGAAGGACAACUCUGCGGCUAAGUAUCCUCCGCUCGCCGGCGGAAGCCUACUGGCCGCGGCGCAUGCGCAGAGUGGAAGUCCGCGCGUGGACAGCUAUGGCUGGGCUCCGGCCGGAAGCUACGCGGCCGUCCAGGGCGACGCGCUCGCCUACCAACAGCAGCUGCACCGCUACGAGCUUCCGCUCCAGUACGCAGCUCCCAUGUCGCAGACCUACAUGAACGGCGCUAAUUCUUACAGCCCAAUGUCCUACAGCAGCAGUCCGCAGCAGCCCAGCCCUGUAAUGUCUAUGGUCAAGCCGGAGGCCUUCACUCACUCACCCACUGGAGCAACAAACCAUCACCGUGGGGCAGUUCAAGGGGACCUUAGGGACAUGAUCAGCAUGUACAUCCCUGGAGGUGAUGUGGGGGACCCUGCAGCGCAGAGAGGUUACCCAAGUGUCCAGCAGCACUAUCUCGGCAGUACGGUGCCCCUCACACACAUCUGAAGUGGAGAACAAAAAGGACUGGGACUAGCUCAGCUGGAUCACUACGUAGACUUGUAGUGCAACAAGUAAUCUGUGUGGAUUCUUGGUGGAUGUUGUGAGUACCUGUUGCACAUAGGAAUAUUUUCUACCUCUUUAAGUGAUCUUGUGUGGUGUUUUUUUUUUUUUUUUUUUUUCCCCCUCUGUGGAUUUGUUCACCCCCUUCUCCCAGUGCCCCUCCCCCUCUUUCCUGUUCUGCCCAGAAUUUCACCAUUAAUGCAGCUUGGAGGUUCUUUCCACAAGAACUUCCUAAUAUAGAUGGGUAUGACCUGUCCGUGUAAUUGCCUUUCUGUGGCCGUUUACACUUUUUUUUUUUUUUUUUUUUAAAUUCAAUUUUUAUUGUAGAAUGUUCCCUUUGUAUAUGUGAUCCAAAUAUCAAACUGACUGUGCCUUUCUGCUGUGCUUUUGUUAACAGGGAUUGGGGACAUUCAUGCAGUAAAAGGCAAUCAUGAUCAAAAACCAAAAUGGGGAUAUAGGCACACUGAAGUCAUGCCCACUCGAUCACUAUAGUCAGUGAUGUGCAAAUCAUGUGACCUUUGGAGCAAGUGUAAGCUAGUUUGUAGUCUUUUUUUUUUUAAACAAAAUUUGUGAUAAGAGUUGGGUGAAGUACUACUAAUUAAACUUAACAGAUUGAGAAGGAAAAACGGUUUGAAAAUUGACAAAGUUAAAUAUAUAAUUUUUUUUUUUCUCCCCUUCUUGCUUUUUGAAGGACAUGAAGCAACCAGUCACAAUGACUAUAUAGUUUUUGCCUAACUUUUCCACACCAUCCUUUUAACAGAGUAGGGUAUGCAUUAGUUGCACAAAUGAACUAUCAGUCACCAUGAGAAGUAGUCUGCACAAAGAAAUCAUAUAUUUCAGCAAUAAAAUAUCCAAUACAUUGACUUUUUAGCAUGAGACUAGCACUAUGACAUUCCUUUUCAAUUGUUUAUUUUAAACCAAUCUGAAUGCACUGUUCUUUACCCUCCUAUCAGUACCAGGUAUUGUCUUCGACCAAGACUUUGUGUACCAGUCUGGAGUCCAUGUGGAGGGGCUUUUACUACUUGGUUGUGAAAAUUGGAAAAGGAGGGUGUGGUUUUUUUUUUUUAAAUAGAAUAACGUGUACAUCCUUUGGGUGCAUGAGGAGCCUGUACUGCUUGUAUAAUGCCAGAUUUGCAUAAUUCAAAUGGCAAAAGUAGUAUGCAGGUGCUGCUAAGUGCAGCUAAUUUGGAAACAUGUUGCCUUUUUUGGGUUUAUUUGAUGGUCUAACUUGGUCAGUCUAGCAUUUUCCGUUUUUCGAACAUAUUUUAGUCUAGGAGUCUAGUGGUCACUAAUGAGUUAAGAACUUUAAUGUAAUUUAUAUUAAAGUAAUGAAAUGAGUGAAUGUUUACAUUUGCCUUCCAGGUGAGUGUGCAACUUGCCGUUUCAAUGUAAUUUUUUAAAGUCCUUUUAAUACUGUCUGUAAAUAGCCUUUGUACAGUUUUAUGGCCCUUAUAAGGGUCUUUUGCAUAAACAAAAAAAAAGUUAAAUAAAUUACAAAAAAGUG
Messenger RNA from Neoarius graeffei (lesser salmon catfish), 2778 nucleotides. RefSeq names its product SRY-box transcription factor 19b (gene sox19b). The transcript has 2 exons. Gene Ontology annotation, molecular function: RNA polymerase II cis-regulatory region sequence-specific DNA binding; DNA-binding transcription factor activity, RNA polymerase II-specific. Lineage: Eukaryota; Metazoa; Chordata; Actinopteri; Siluriformes; Ariidae. The record is from RefSeq and is a predicted model, not a curated record. Gene Ontology annotation, biological process: regulation of DNA-templated transcription; anatomical structure morphogenesis; cell differentiation. Bases 336 to 1220 code for a protein of 294 amino acids.